Messenger RNA from Leptinotarsa decemlineata (Colorado potato beetle), 1916 nucleotides. RefSeq names its product ABC transporter G family member E23 (gene E23). Gene Ontology annotation, molecular function: ATP binding; ABC-type transporter activity; ATP hydrolysis activity. Gene Ontology annotation, cellular component: plasma membrane. The record is from RefSeq and is a predicted model, not a curated record. Gene Ontology annotation, biological process: transmembrane transport. Lineage: Eukaryota; Metazoa; Arthropoda; Insecta; Coleoptera; Chrysomelidae.
ACAACUGUUCACUUCCCAUGUCUCCUCACAGACCAACGCCCUCUACCAGUCCAUUUGGCAUUCAGGGGUAUCACCGUGAGUGUCGGGACCAGACAAAUUCUUCAGGAUGUCGACGGGCUCGUAAGACCUGGACAAGUUUUGGCCGUGAUGGGGCCAAGCGGAUGUGGCAAAACGACCCUUCUGAACGCCCUCAGCGGACGCCUGAGACUAGAUUCCGGCCAGAUAUUCCUCAAUAGGGAACCUUUAUGUAAAAGAUGGAAGAGGAAGAUCUGCUACGUCCUCCAGCAAGAUAUCUUCUUCCCUGACCUAACGUUAAGGCAAACCUUAGAGUAUAGCGCGCGACUAAGAUUACCUGACACAUUGAGCCAUUCGCAAAAAAUGCAGUACGUUGACCACAUAAUCGAUGUAUUAGAGCUCGGUAACUGCCAAGAGACCAUCAUAGGAGACAACCUCAACAGAGGCCUCAGCGGUGGAGAGAAGAAGAGGGCCAAUAUAGCUUGUGAAUUGUUGACUAAUCCUUCGUUAAUGUUAUUGGAUGAAUCAACUUCCGGUCUGGAUUCGCAUGCGGCUCAUAGUCUGAUGACUACCUUAAAGCGUUAUGCAGUUCUGGAAGGAAAGACCGUUGUGAUAACACUUCAUCAACCUUCUUCCCAAAUUUUCCAUCUUUGUGAUAAACUUCUUCUUUUAUCUGGAGGCCAAACAAUCUAUCACGGUGACACUUGUAAAGUUGUUGAGUUCUUCAGCAGCGUAGGACUUAAUAUUAUGCCACAUUACAAUCCUGCCGAUUUUAUAUUGGAACAAAUAAAAGGAACUUCCGACACACGAAAAAGACUUUUGGCUGCGGCCAAAGAACUAAGGAAAAGCAAGGAUUACCCUAUAGAACUACAGCACGAUUGUUACGUUAAUGAAAAAUAUGAUAAUUCGAAUAAAAUGUUGCUGCCUUCUCAUGGACCAUACUCAAGUUUGGAACAAAGAGCUUCACUACAUUCUCACGCUUCAUCUUCAGUCAGUUCAGAAACUAGCGACGCAGAUUGUUAUUUCACCUGGCCUACUAGUUAUUGGACGCAAUUCACUGUUCUCUCCCAAAGAAACUUCCAAGAAGCGAUGCCCAGAAUGUUGUCCAAACUGAAUUGGGUGCAAACUGUACUAUUGGGGAUAAUGGCAGGUUUUCUUUGGUUCCAGUUGGAUAGGACGGAAGAGUCGCUGCAUGAUAUACAGGGUUGGAUGUUCUUCUCUACCACCUACUGGAUGCUGUUUUCACAUUUUGGAGCUCUCAGUGCUUUUCCUCCAGAACGUGAAGUGAUCAAUAAAGAGAGACUUUCUGGUGCAUACAGACUGUCAGCGUACUAUUUGGCAAAAAUGGUUGGCGAACUACCUCUGAUUGUAACUCUUCCAGGUGUAUAUUUCCUUAUUUCCUAUCCCAUGAUGGGAAUUCAUUCUAUCAUGGUGUUUUUUAUUCAACUGUUAUUUCUGUUGCUGAACUCCCUCGUUGCUCAGAGUAUCGGCUUCUUCAUUGGGGCGUGUUGUAUGGAUAUGGAGACCAGCGUCACUAUCAGCGCCCUCUAUACACUCGCAACGCAACUUUUCAGCGGUUUCCUGGCGACAAACAUACCGUGGUGGCUUACGUGGAUGCGAUAUUUGUCGAUGGUCCAUUAUGCUUAUCAGAACAUGCAGAUUGUUGAAUUCGGAGAAGGAAUGGAAAUCAAGUGCGGAUCCCAAUCCAAGUUCGAAAUAUGUUCAAAAGGUGCCGAAACCAUACCAGUGAGUGCCAUACUAGAGGCUCAGGGAUCAUAUCUUCCGCUUUGGGCAAACACUCUCAUUCUGUUGUGCUUCUUCGUCGUCCUGCGUGUCAGUGGUUACGCUGUUCUUCGUUACUUGAAGACGGCAAAGUGACCCUAGAUCAAUGUUCGUAUCUG